Mastomys coucha (southern multimammate mouse) is the source of this 1177-nucleotide messenger RNA. RefSeq names its product adaptor related protein complex 4 subunit sigma 1 (gene Ap4s1). Gene Ontology annotation, biological process: protein transport; vesicle-mediated transport. The transcript has 6 exons. NCBI's taxonomy places the organism in Eukaryota, Metazoa, Chordata, Mammalia, Rodentia, Muridae. Gene Ontology annotation, cellular component: intracellular membrane-bounded organelle. The record is from RefSeq and is a predicted model, not a curated record. The coding region runs from base 469 to 903 and encodes 144 amino acids.
CCAAAGCGGCGUGGCUGUCAAGGGGCAAGUGCGUACCGAGGCGCGGGGGAGGGGGCAGGACGCCACAUCGGAAGGGGGUGCAGGAGCCAGGAGGCAAGACACGCAUCCCAGGCCCUCUCCGCGCGUUCUCACCCUCAAGAGGACCAACAAGCGCAAACUCAGUGCCCACCGGGCCCACACCAGACUCUUGCCCAGAGGCACUGGGCCCAAACCCGGAGGCCCAGGAGGUGCCUCCGGAGGAGCCCUGCGGACGCCAUGCUAAAAGCCAAAAUGGCUGCCCCAAGGAUGCCCGCAGCGCGCCGCCUGUGAGGAGGAGGGAGCCGGCCUCUGCGGGAUCGGGGGAGGGGGCGCCGGGAGCGCAGACGGCCGCUGGCCAGCCGGAGCCGCUCAGGUUCUAGCUACAGUCAUCCAUUGCCAUAACUUUUAAACGAUAUUUGGGAAGAAACUGGCAAAAGGCACAAAAAAAAAAUGAUAAAGUUUUUCCUUAUGGUGAACAAACAAGGGCAGACCCGACUGUCUAAGUACUAUGAGCAUGUAGACAUUAAUAAACGUGCGCUUCUGGAAACUGAAGUCAGCAAGAGCUGCCUGUCUCGAUCCAGUGAACAAUGCUCCUUCAUUGAAUACAAGGAUUUUAAACUGAUCUACCGGCAAUAUGCAGCUCUCUUUGUUGUGGUUGGAGUUAAUGACACUGAGAAUGAGAUGGCUAUCUAUGAGUUCAUACACAAUUUUGUGGAAGUUUUAGAUGAGUACUUCAGCAGAGUGAGUGAAUUAGAUAUAAUGUUUAAUUUGGAUAAAGUCCACAUCAUUUUGGAUGAGAUGGUGUUAAAUGGCUGCAUUGUGGAAACUAACAGAGCAAGAAUUCUCGCCCCUCUACUGAUUCUUGACAAAAUGUCGGAAAGCUGAUGAAGACUAAGGAGGUUCGAGCAAUGUGAAGGACAAGGAAGACAUCGUAAACAACAGCCUUCUGAAAACUGUCAUCGGCUAUCCUCCAGAGUUCCUAAAGAGAAAACAAACAAUCCUUGUGUACAAACAAAUUUUUUCUCUUAAAAUCGGGCUACAAUUUUCCUUGGUAAAUGUAAGCUUGCUUUCCCUUCUGCAGAACAGCAGGGUUGCAAUGGGAAGAAUGCACGGCAGUUGUCCAUCAGCCAAUAAACUUCAAAUUGACUUGACCACGUGA